This is a messenger RNA of Topomyia yanbarensis, 1560 nucleotides long. Its product is annotated as aprataxin and PNK-like factor. Gene Ontology annotation, molecular function: 3'-5' exonuclease activity; protein binding; DNA-(apurinic or apyrimidinic site) endonuclease activity. Lineage: Eukaryota; Metazoa; Arthropoda; Insecta; Diptera; Culicidae. Gene Ontology annotation, biological process: double-strand break repair. Bases 161 to 1438 code for a protein of 425 amino acids. Gene Ontology annotation, cellular component: nucleus; site of double-strand break. The transcript is spliced from 3 exons. The record is from RefSeq and is a predicted model, not a curated record.
GGAUGUCAAAGGUGAAAAGAGCGCCACUCGCGAAUAACAAAAUCUUGUGCAAGCAAAAAAUAGUGUUUCUAGCUGAUGCGUAGUAUGUUACGGCUGUAAUUUACUCGAUAUUUUCACGUUGAAUGCGCUCAGCGUAGUGUUUUUUCCAGUUAACGUUAACAUGGCCAGUCAACUUUAUUUGUACGACUGCGAAAAGGAAGUGGACAUUCACGUUCCGAGUGCCGAAACCGUCAUCGGGCGAGACUCAAUUCUUCAGUGCGAUGACAAACGAAUAUCGCGUCAGCAUGGCAUUAUAAAAGUGGACAGCGAACAAACCGGCAGCGUUCAAAUCACUUCAACCCAUUCGAACCCGAUCUUCAUUCGCACAUCCGAUAAUGUGCUGAAUAUUUUGACGAAAGAUUUAACGGCCACGCUACGGCAAGGAGAAAAGUUUGCACUACUUCCAGAUCAGUACUGGUACGAGGUUCGGUUUCGGACCUUGGAGGAGCAGCAAGAAGCUGCAGUUAGUUCUUCGUCAAACGGUGGGACUUUACGCGUUAGAACAAUGGAAGAGGUUAACGGUGCCGUUGCGACCAGUGCAGAAAAGAGGACUCUUCCCGACUGGAUUGCGGAUAGUAGCGAGAAGCGAAAGAUUUCUGAUGGAUCGGAGGCUGAGAAUUGCAAAAAGACUAAAACGGAACUGGCCUCUAGUUCGGAAGCUGCUAUCAGAGAGGAAACGGCUGCCGUUGAUGGGAAUCAACCGGACAGUGUCGGUCCAGAGUCAUCCUCUGUCGAAAUGGAUCAAGCCAUAAAACCAGAUCCCGAUGCAAGCGAAGCCAGUACUUCUCGUCCAAAGUCACCUCAGCAGUCAGCGGAGAAUGCUGUCAAAGUAGAGGUUAAGAAAGAAACUGCUGACAGCACAGGGCCCCCACCUAGGCCAUCUUGCGAGUUCGGUAUUCGUUGCUAUCGACACAAUCCCGAGCAUCGAGCACAGUUCUCACAUCCCAACGAUGGCGACUAUCGGAGGCCCACAUUUCCACCGGCCCCGGACGAUGCACCACACUGUCCGUUCGGAGUAAGCUGCUACCGCCGUAAUCCGCAGCAUUUCCGAGAGUAUCAGCAUCCAGACUCAAGUGAGUAUAGAGCUUCGGUUACUCCCGUGAUUCAAGUACCUGUAAAUCUCCAGCAGCAGCCACAACAACAACCGCUUAGAAGGCCCUCUCCAAACGACGGUGGCCAGAGACGGCGACAACGACGACGUAAUUUAGCCCGGGAUAUAGUCAUAGCUGCGAUUGCCAAUCCCGGGCUUUUUGCCGGUAGCGACGAGGAGGAUGAUGACGAAGACUUGUUCGAUUACGAAAGCGAUUCCGAUGAGUAUAGGCCAGGUCGCGAAUCGAGUGACGACGAUGACGAAGUGGAGGAGAUUGAUUCUCGAUCAUUUUACGAAGCUGAGGAAUAAUCCUGUCGAAACUACUGUUGUCUCAAUCCUGUUCGAGCGUUGUUUGGGCGGGUGACUUUUGAAUUAAAUUAUUUAAAAAAAAAAACUUAUUUGAUAAAACGGUUACAAUAUUUAUUAUAGUU